AUGAAUAAAAAUGAUGUUAUAAAUUUCUUAUAUCCCACUUCUAAAAAAGAAAAACCUAAAGAACCUGAUGUUUUCCCUGAAUAUUAUGAAGAACGAAUUAAAGAUAAUGAAUAUGAUGAAAUUGAAAGACUGGAAAAAAUAAGAGAUGAAAUAGAUGAAAAAAUUAAGGAAUUAAGAGAAGUUGAAAAAUAUAAUGAAAAUGAAGUAGAGGGUUUAAUGAAUAUCCCAGCUUCAGAAUCAGAAGUUCAGAAAUCUCAUGAAGAAAGAUAUAAAAAUUAUGUCUCAGAAUCAACACAAAAUUUAUUAGAUGGUGAAAUAGAUGAAACACUUUCAGAAGAAGGUAGUAAAUUUAUUCGUAAACAUAAGUUACAAUUUAUUGAUAAUGAAGAAUACCCUUGUAUCCUACUUUCACCACCUUUAGAUUCCAAAAAAUUCAAAAAAGCACUAAAAACGUGA
Trichomonas vaginalis G3 is the source of this 456-nucleotide messenger RNA. RefSeq lists its product as uncharacterized. The record is from RefSeq and is a predicted model, not a curated record. The transcript has a single exon. NCBI's taxonomy places the organism in Eukaryota, Parabasalia, Trichomonadida, Trichomonadidae. The coding region runs from base 1 to 456 and encodes 151 amino acids.